AUGGAAGAUAGUGAUAUUUUCAUGAACAAGAUAGGAACUAAUAUGAACAUGAAGUUUGAGAAGUAUUGGUCAAAGUACAAUUUAAUUCUUGCAAUUGCAAUUAUUUUGGAUCCUCGUUAUAAGUUGCAUUUUGUAGAGUGGGCUUAUACUAAGCUUCACGGUAAGGAUUCUCGAGAAUUCAAGUGCGUUACAGACACAUUGACAUGUCUUUUUGAUGUGUACACAGAAAAUUUAUCUCCUAUUCUUAAUGCAAGUUAUCCAACGAAUGAGACAACUAGUCACAAUGAAGGUGGAGACACCAUUCUUGAGGAUUUUGAUAAUAGUUAUAAAAAUGGUUCAAGUUCAUGUAAGAAAAAUGAAUUGCAUAAGUAUUUGGAUGAGGAAAGACUAGAUAGAAAGCAAGAUAUAGAUGUUCUUUCUUGGUGGCAAAUGGAGCAUUUUCAUUAUCCGAUACUUUCACAUAUAGCUCAGAUGAAGGAAAUACUGAAGUGGAAAGCCUUACUAAAGAUAUCUUCAAUCUUUCUUGUGAAGAUACUAGAUCAGGACAAUGUUCCAAUAGUAUUUCCCUUGAAGAUUGAUGAAAGUGAGAUUGCAUAA
Messenger RNA from Prunus persica (peach), 597 nucleotides. Its product is annotated as zinc finger BED domain-containing protein DAYSLEEPER. NCBI's taxonomy places the organism in Eukaryota, Viridiplantae, Streptophyta, Magnoliopsida, Rosales, Rosaceae. The record is from RefSeq and is a predicted model, not a curated record. Gene Ontology annotation, molecular function: protein dimerization activity; DNA binding. The transcript has 4 exons. The coding region runs from base 1 to 597 and encodes 198 amino acids.